AUGUGCGGAGUAACUACAGUAGACCUACGGAGUAGUCGCCUACUUGGGGGUCUCGGCCGGGAAAGCGUCGCCGCCUUUUCCUUUUCCCCGCAAAACCCGGCGACGGCCGGAGAUCAUCUCUCGAACUUCUCCAAACCACCCCCCUUCGAGGUAGACGGACUGAUGGCGCGAUUGUCGGGUCUCCAGAGAGAGGUGCUCUCCCUCUACCGAAAAUGUCUCAGAGAGGUCCAGAAGAAGCCGGCGGUAAGUGGUUCCUCCCCCGCCUCGGCCACCUCGCACGCAGAGCAUCUGGCUCACGAGCUAAACUCCCAUUCCCAGGAGACCAGAGGUAACUUCAAAACAUAUGCCAGGGCGGAAUUCCGCAAGCAUCUGUCCGUGAACAAAAAGGACUUCAAUGCGAUAGAAUAUCUGCUACGGAAGGGACAUCGUCAGGUGCAAGGCGAGGGAAAAGACUGGAAGGUUCGCGCAUCUUCCGGCGGCGAGUCCUCGCCGCGGGAUUAUCUAAGCGCGUCUCCGUCAUCGCAUCGAAGCUCCCAGAUCCGUCGCGCAGCGUCCGCCCGCGACGAGGACCUGCCAGCGCAUUCGAUUGCUUACGGAGCUGUACUACACCAUGGCAGUGCCAUCGGCUUCUAG
This is a messenger RNA of Aspergillus affinis, 633 nucleotides long. RefSeq names its product succinate dehydrogenase assembly factor 1. NCBI's taxonomy places the organism in Eukaryota, Fungi, Ascomycota, Eurotiomycetes, Eurotiales, Aspergillaceae. The coding region runs from base 1 to 633 and encodes 210 amino acids. The record is from RefSeq and is a predicted model, not a curated record. Gene Ontology annotation, biological process: mitochondrial respiratory chain complex II assembly. Gene Ontology annotation, cellular component: mitochondrion. The transcript is spliced from 3 exons.